GAAUAGAUUCAAGAGAAAUGUGUACUCUGAACUUAGAUUUUAUUAGUAUCGGUUCGUAGCUCUCAUGGUUGUAAUUGUUGAAUAUUUUCUGGAAUCGUUUCAGUUAAUUCAGUGCAAUCUUUAACCCAAAAAAAGUUAUCAUUACUUAAUCAAACGCCAUCUUUCUUACAGUUUUUUAACUUAAAUCAUGCGAACCACAUGACUAAUCUCAGAUUUGAGAAAUGACUUAAUUUUGUUGUUUUUUGUUUCACUCGUAAUAGAGAUUGUCCCACUUUUCAUAAUAGCUGCCAAAAAUGAGCUAUUAUAAGUUUAGUUUCUUUGUUUUGUUUUUGUAUAUUUAAAAUUACGAAAAUUUAUCAACUUGGCUUCGGGAAUAUCAGCAGGUUAACAUAUUUCUUCGCAUUGCCUUCUAUUAGUGAUAACUUGAUCUAUUUGUUUUGGUAUCUUUCAUACCUGGUGCAGCUUAGUGCCCAAUUUUUGAUCCUAACUUGAUUUCAAUAUGGAGAAAGAGACGAUUAAAGAAGGUGUUAUAACUACUGUUAAUUUGUCUGAUAUUCCUAUUCGGGCCUUAAGGAUUAAAAGUCGAACCUUGCUGUCUAAAUGUUUGAAUGCUAUCCAAAUUAUACCUGCACAAUCAGGUUUACCCAGAGAUUAUCGAGGUAUUGCUGAUCUAUUUGGUUUGGAUAAUCAUCUUGUUUCAACCAUUGAAAGAAGUGCAGAUCCAUUCAAAAUGAUUCUGGAAAAUGUUGAGAAAGAACUGAAAAUAUGUGAAUCUGGAUCAAAGAAUCCUUACUCAAUCAACGAUUUGAUUGGAUUUUUGGAAUCCAUCGAACGAUUUGACGUUAUUGAUGAUUGCAUGGAAUUGUUUUAUCAAGAUGCACUAUUUCAUUCCAAUAAGAUGAAAAAACUUUCUAUUAAAGGUAGGAAGCACGAUUUAUUGACAAUCAAUGAUAGCCUCGGUGAUAAUGAUGAGGAUAUACAUUAUGAUGCAUAUGUUUGUUACGCUGAUGAAGAUAUUGAUUUUGUUACCUUCCUGUCGGAUUAUUUGGAAUCUCCUCAAAUUGGUUUGCGGUUGUUUAUUCGUGAUAGAGAUCUGCUUCUGGGUACAAUGAAAUACGACGCUUACACUAAAUUGAUUGAGCAAAGAUGUAAUUACGUUAUCAUCAUAUUAACCCCGGAUUUCGUUGAAUCCGAGGAAUGUAAAUAUCAGACACUUUUUGCAACAGAUUUAGCUAUUCAAGAUAGAGAGAGAAAAUUGAUUCCAAUCAUAUUGAAAUCAUGUAAUAUACCCCCAUUCGUUCGACUCAUGUCUAAAAUAGACUUUUCUAGACGAGAUUCUAAAUGGGAAUGGGUCUGGCGUAAAUUAAUUUUCUCAAUCAGCUCCAAACCCAUGAUUUUAACAUCACCACCCAGUUAUCCGUGUAUAACCUACAGCAGUGUUCCCCAAGAAAAACAUUCAACAAAUGAAAAUAGCCAGCUUCAUGAUCAACUUUAUCUCCAUAAUCAUAGUAGUCGCCAUCUAAAUCACCAAUCUCCGUUGACUGCUCCAUACAAGCCUGAUUCUCCAAUCAAUGAGACUUCAAUUUCGACCAAAACUCUUUCAAGUAACAUCUCAAUUAAAUCUUUUCCGUCCGUUCCAACUAGUUCAUUAAUAAGCAAAGAAGAAUCUCGAUCAAUAGACUCCGGUCAUGCCGAAUCAAUUAGCCUUGAAUCGUCUACAUCUCUUUUAUCAACCGACAAACCCAAGAAAAAUUGGCUAAGAUUUUUUAAACAAAAGUUAACUGGACUAGGCUCAUCUGAUUCUUCGGCGAAUGGCUAUAAUAACCUAGAAAAUUGUGAUGUUAAAUGACGAACAUUUGUUAUACAUUUUAUAAUUUUAUUUGUAAAUUUUAUUUUCUUUUGCACUUUUAUAUAACGAAUUCAAACUAAUAAAAUAUCUUUAUAUUUUGCUCAAUUAA
Messenger RNA from Tetranychus urticae (two-spotted spider mite), 1958 nucleotides. It is a transcript of the gene Myd88, whose product is annotated as myeloid differentiation primary response protein MyD88. Gene Ontology annotation, biological process: Toll signaling pathway; toll-like receptor 4 signaling pathway; defense response to Gram-positive bacterium. Gene Ontology annotation, cellular component: plasma membrane. Lineage: Eukaryota; Metazoa; Arthropoda; Arachnida; Trombidiformes; Tetranychidae. The record is from RefSeq and is a predicted model, not a curated record. Gene Ontology annotation, molecular function: Toll-like receptor binding; TIR domain binding.